This is a messenger RNA of Coregonus sp. 'balchen', 16157 nucleotides long. The record is from the annotation of a GenBank genome assembly. NCBI's taxonomy places the organism in Eukaryota, Metazoa, Chordata, Actinopteri, Salmoniformes, Salmonidae.
GACCGGUCUGUCCCGUUGCUGGAGCUGUGCUUCCGCUGUUCAUGUGUGUGUGUAUCUAUCCCUGUGCAUGUGUGUGAGGGGAAUGUGUGUUGUCACUCUGUCCUCAGCCCCAGUCGACCCAGCCUGGUCCUACCCUACCCUGCCCCGCCUGGUGAUGGUGUGUCAGUUUCAGUCACUGACUCUGCCUCUGCCCAAAGAUUAGGCUUGGAGCAGGGAGGGGGAGAAGACGAAGGGCUUCUGCUGCCACCGUUGUGUGCUUAUGUGUGUGUGUGAGAGUUGUGUUUGCCGUGUUGUCAGAGGCUACCCUCUAACUCAGCUUUUCAUUUAUCCUGCGCUCGUACACCGACAGAUUGUCACAGAGGAGCAUAAUACUUGUUAUGCAAUGAUGUUAUUGUUUGUUGGCCUGCAAACCCUCUCUAUCGUCCCUUCAUCAUAACAGUGUGUUUUUACAUAGUGUCAGUGUGUUGUGUGUUUGUGUUCAUCAUGGGCUAUCAUGCUCACGUUGCUACGGAUCCUGCCUGCAGUAACUGGUCCCAUGAGCACCUCCAGAACAUCAGAACACUGGUCUCUUACACACUGUUUGCCUAGAAACACCAAACUAGCAGAACAUUGAUGUCCCAUGGUUUGGGCCUGAUACAUAAAAAAAGAUAUAGCGUUUAUAUGAAUCUCUAUGGCCUCUCUCUGAAACCGCUACCUCUGCCUCCAGCACCCAUCUCUCUACUAAAUUAUGUGAAAUGGAGGAGGUGUGGUGAAUGUAACUGGUGGAUGGUAGUGACCUGUCUAACAGGCUAGUGUUUGUUCUGUAGGGAUGUUCUAGGGAUGGUUGUACAGCCUCAGGCAGGAGCAGGGAUGUGGCUUUUACUAGCUGCAGUAGUGUGGAUGUGUGGAGAGGCACAGAGCCAGGGCUAAAGCCUCUCUGCACACACGCAGAUACACACCGCUUAUCUGGAAGCCCCUGUCCCAUGUAAUAUCUCAUCUCGAUCUGAGAUGUGACCACAACACAGCACUGGGGAAUGGCUGAGUCUAGUGCAUAUGCAUAUAGGGCCUAAGCAUUAAGAAGACACAUUGGAGCUUAAGUUCAAGCAGAACCGUCAACCUUUAGAUAAGACUUCUAUGUCCAGUAAACAAUCAAUACUAGAGCUAUAGCCGUAGUAUCUCUCUGUAGUGCUGCAUUCAGCAGAGGGAGGAUAUGAUAGGUAGGCUACUCAGCUAGGAUUCUAUAUAGCUGGAGGAGGAGGCUCUUAUUUCACUGUUUUCACUUCAGGAAUUCAAGCAUUAACAGGAGGAGGCAGGGAGCAUCGUAUGUGUGAAGUGGACUGGAAAUACUGCCGUCUGUGUGCAUUUUCCUAUCUGUGUGUGUUUUCCUUAAUUUUUUUGUCAUUUAGCAGACACUCUUAUCCAGAGCGACUUACAGGAGCAAUUAGGGUUAAGUGCCUUGCUCAAGGGCACAUCAGCAGAUUUUUCACCUAGUCGGCUCAGGGAUUAGAACCAGCGACCUUUCGGUUACUGGCACAACGCUCUUAACCACUAAGCUACCUGCUGUCUGGUCUGUCUGUCUGUCUGGUCUGUCCGUCGGUCUGUCGGUCUGUCGGUCUGUCUGUCUGUCUGUCGUGUGUUUAUAUGUUUUGUUAAUGCGUGUUUACUAGUUUUUCCUUGACUCUGCUUUAGGACUGCUCUCCCUCAGGCUCCUGAGUACUGCCUGCUGACUAGCCUAGCUAUCGCUGAGUCACUGUGCUGGGCUGCUGGGAACAACACACACAGUAGCUGUAGGAUAAUAUUAUCAGCAUCACUCACUACAGCCCCCGGCCCCAAGCACUGGUCUAGGAUCAGACCAGUCAACCCUCAGCUCUGACUCCAACCAGGGUUGUGCUAAGAACACAAAACUGAUCCAGAAUCAGCUGAUAAAUAUUUGAUGUGAGGGAGGGAAGGAGGGUCAGGCAUCCAGAGUAAUGACAGGGUGCUAUGUGUUAGGUAACUACCAUGUAGCUCUGCCUCUAGGCUCUGUCUGUCUGGAAAGGGACAGGUUGUCGAACUGGCUGGCUGUCCUCUCCUCUCCUCCAGCCAUUCAACCACUCAGCCCAGCUGUUUCCCUGACUCAUGGAAAAUCACUGCAGUGAGAGCCCACAGUGUGUGUGGGGUGGGAGGGGGGUACGUGCGUAUGAAUCUGCAUUACGUCCUGUCUGAUCUAAUGUCCUUCCUACUGUCUCAGCAGACACUGUGUGUGUGUGUGUGUGUAGUGUGUGUGCGUGCGUGCGUGUGUGUGUAGUGUGUAGUGUGUCAAGCCACUGGAAGUAAAAUAAAAGAGAAUGGGCUUUGCCUGGUCCAGCCACAUCAGAGGAGAGUGGAGGGGGAAUCCUUAUUUUCCAUGACUCACAGGGAUGAAUAGCAGACAUGUUUGAGUGAAUGAGAUGUCAUUAAGUGUCCAUUGUAAUACAGAUGGCUGAUGGAUUUUGGCAGGAGAGGAAACCACCCAUCUCCCUCUACUAAUGGAGAAUACAUCUAGCUGGCUAUACCAAGCUAGCACUACUGGCUGGGGCCGCUUGCGUUGUGUGGCAUGUCUUCAUGCUAUUAGGAUGGGCAUGGACUCCUCUGAUGUCCCCUUCCUUGUUUAUCUCUGACAUAUAAAGAUCUACUGUGUGUAGGACUGUAGGUGCUGCUUGUCAUAUAAUUGUAUGAGUCAUUUGUCCUCUUAUCCAGUUGAUGGCAGUGAUGCCAACUCUGUGUUGUUGUUUUUACCGCACUGCUUUGCUUUAUCUUGGCCAGGUCGCAGUUGUAAAUGAGAACUUGUUCUCAACUGGCUUACCUGGUUAAAUAAAGGUGAAAUAAAUAAAAUAAAAUGCCACUGUAUGCUAGAGAUGGCUACAGCAUACAGUGGUGGAGAGAGAGCUGCAAGUUUAAUGGGGACGACGGUCCCACAGGGACUGAGAUGACCUUAUUUUACCAGUGUGUCAUCAGAUAGGAUGGCCACCAGCCUCAAUAUAUCGUGUAGCAUAUUUCUCUGGGUGGGGAUCCAUACUCUGCUCCUUGCUAGUUAGCCAAGGUGGGACAGACAGGUCUGGGAAUUGUCUAAUUGUAUUGUAGGUCAGAAUUGAUUUGGGCUGGCGGGAGAGGGGAGAGUGUACAUUCUGCUCCUAUUCUGUCUUUAUUCUUCAUCCCCACCUCCUGUGAACUUUUAAAACAAACAAGAGAAAUAAAAUAAAUAGGGUAAAGCAAAUUAACCUGAAUGCAGGGAAAGUAGAACAAUAGUCCCAGUCAGUCUGCCAACUUGUCUCAGAACAUCAACAUCCUCCUGGUGAAAGUCAUUGAGAGGGUAAAUAACAGAGAAGGCCAUGUUUAAAUGAAGUGUAGAGCAUUCAUGAUGAUGGAACAAAUCCCUUCUAUGUUUACCAGCCCUGAGCCAGGGGGAGACUGGGGGGAGACAGGAGGGGGGAGGGGGUAGCCAUCUGUCUGUCUGCAGGGACCAGGGAGUAGGAGGGGUCUGUCUCUCAAACUCAGGGUGGAGACUAGAGAGAGGACGCACACACGCUCAUACACAUACACACGGGGCGGCAGGUAGCUUAGUGGGUAAGAGCGUUGUGCCAGUAACUGAAAGGUCGCUGGUUCUAAUCCCCGAGCCGACUAGGUGAAAAAUCUGUCGAUGUGCCCUUAAGCAAGGCACUUAACCCUAAUUGCUCCUGUAAGUCGCUCUGGAUAAGAGCGUCUGCUAAAUGACUAAAAUGUAAAUGUAAAUGUACACGCUCAUACACUCAUACCCACACACACUACCAACAGGCAGGAAGGGGGCACUGCAGCAGCCAUCCUUCAUCUGCCUCUCCCCAUGAUGACCCUGCCUCCCGGCACUAUUGGCAGACAUCCAAGUCUGACAUUGUGUGUGUCUGUGUGUGUAGAUGAAUACAGGGAGAGUGUGUGUGUGUGUGUGUGUGUGCGUGUGUGUGUGUGCAUGUGAGUGUAAUCAUACGCUUAUGACAGCAAUGGGGUAAGCAGAUUCUGGGGUGAGUAGUUUCUGUCCAUAGAGGGAAUCUAAAUUCUGCUCUGAGAAGAGACUGAAUGUGGUUGAAAUCAGAGAUGCAGUUUGGGGCUCUCUUAAAGGUCUGACUCUCUGUACUGUUGUCCUCCCCUCUGGCAGUCCAGUUUUAGUUCUCUCCUCCAGGCCUUUUGUUUCAGGCUUGUCAUCAGUAUAAUUACUGUAAUUCCGUUUUGUCUGCGUCUGAGAACAAAGGAUCAGGAUUAUGCCCCCAGAGCAGACAUGCCUGCUGCUGGUAGUGUUCAAGUAAACCUUAACCAGUCUCUAGCCUAAAUUAAGGAAAGGAUAUCUGUUAAAGUUGUGCAGCAUAAGGAAACUGACUGUUUACUGUUAUAUUUGAUAACAUGGACCAGGGUUCCCCAAUAUUUGUUGUGUUUUAAUUUUAUUAUUGGACAUAAAAGACUAAAAACACCAGUAAAUCAGCUCCAAAUGAUUUACAUUUUAAAAAUAUUUUCCUAAUUAUUCCCACGCAUAAUAAAGAGAUAUUAUUGUAUACAAAUGUAAGCUAGGUUGAAAAUGAUUGUUUUAGUCUAAAUCUGUUUGGGCUUCUUGUGCUCAAUUUGCAGUCUAGAAAUUAUUUAUAAUUAAAUUCCGGCCCCCUGACCAUCUGCUGAAUAAAAAUAUAAUCCCAUGGCUGAAUGUAGUUGAUGAUCCCUGUUUCUGUAUUGAUGGCUGGUACAUUCCACAUACCAGUAGAUGGCAGUGUUCUUCAACACAGUUCAGAUCUUUCUCAGUGUGACAUGUUAUUUACAAGAUUAGGUUCCAAAAAUUGCACCAUGGACUGAGCAAGCUCAGGUGAUGCUUAUGUGUCGUUAUGGUGUUAGCAGGGCUACUCUCACUAGACGUUCAUUGAGCAGCUCUCUCACCCCAUGACAAGGAAAGUUAAAUAAAUUGGGGGGGCAGUGCACUUAGCUUACAUCAGCCAUGGUUUUUCCCAUGGUGGGUGGCAAUUUUUUAAAUGAUUUUUCAAUGGCAGUGCUGUCCUAAAGUUUAAUAGGUCAACAUUACAAAAGUUUCAGAGCGGCAGCAUCAUCCAUUGUCCUUUUAUGAGCAGAUAAAGUGAGAAUAUUUCAGUUUACCCACAAUCCUUUGCAACAAGCAUUUGCAUAUUGAACUCAAUCAGAAGGAAAAGGGUUUUAGGAUAAUAAUUUUGGUAAAAAAUGAUGAUGUUAUUGUAAUUUCGAUGUAGUUUAUUUCAUAUUUUGUAUUUUUAUAUUUAUUCAAAAUUCCCUCCUUUUGUGUUUUCCAGGUGGCUUUGCUAGGAAUAGACCUUUUAUCUGCCUUAGUGACACGGUUACAGGACCGAUUUAGGAACCAUGUGGGAACAGGUAAGAUUGUGUAAUUUUAUUAUCUUAAAAAAGAUAACUUUCUUCAUGGUUAAAUUAGUUCAAAUAAAAAUAGGUUUAGGUUUCUAGACAAAAUGUCUGACAAAAAAACACUGAAUUGGAUUCCUGCAUAGACUAGGCUAUUGAGCUGCAUUGGAUUUUAACUCCUCGUUCACACCUUUAGAUAACAAUGCUACCUCUUCCCUGUCUUCUCUUCUCUCCUCUGUGUCUCCAUCUCUCUCUCCUGUGUCUCCAGUACUGGCCAGUCUGAUAGAUCGUCUGGGUGAUUCCAAAGACCAAGUCAGAGACCAAGAUCAAAUCCUGCUGCUGAAAAUCAUGGAGCAGGCUGCCUCCCCACAGGUACGUACACACAUACACACACACACACACACACACACACACACACACACAGCCUUCCCACAAGUGGAGCUUUCCUGGGCUAACCUGUACACACAGACGAGCUAUUGACAAACCAGGAUCAUAGGAUUACCCAGCUUUCUCGUGGUGAUACUACAGUACUGUCAAAGGUCAAUCCCACAAUCUCAAAUUAAUACAUUCCUAGUUUAUUGAUUUCUGAAUCCCUAGUACCCUUUGAUUCCUGACUCGAUUGUAUGUUAAUUUAUAUGAUCCUGAUCCAUGAUAAAAAAAGUGAUUGAUUGUUGACCUGGUACAAAUAUCAUGUACUCUCCUCCCCAGUACGUGUGGGACAGAAUGCUGGGAGGCUUCAAACACAAGAACAACAGGACCAGAGAGGGAGUGUGCCUUUGUCUCAUCUCAACUCUCAACAUGUAAGACUGCCUGGCCUCUCAAUCACACAUCUUUAAAUCUGUCUUUCCUUACUAUACAACGGAAGGGUAUUAGAGCUGUCAGCUGAUUUAUUUUAACAUUGCUAAUGUUUUUUAUCAUUAGUGCGUAAUGGACAGGGUAGAAUUCAAUAUUCAUUUUUAGAUUUCUGGUUUCUAAUACUCUGGUAGCAAUGGACAUUUUACUAACUGCCAAGAGAAUGGAUGAGCCUAGAUUUGAUUUAAAAUCUGACAAUAUUAUCUGAUGUGUAUCAUAGUGAAUUAUACAAUUAUAUUAUGGUAAGGUCUUUAUUGUCAGGAGUCUUUAUUUUUUUGUGAUGCUAUAGCUAAUGCUUACCUAUGAUGUCAUUGACAUCCUGUCUUUUUAUUUUUAAUUUUGUUUUUAAAAAAUGUUUAGGGGGUAGAUCAGCUUUAAUAUUGCAGAUAGAUUGUAACAUCCAUCAAUGUAAUUGUCUGCAUCACUUCCAAUCCCCCAUCCUCUGUCUUUGUUCUUCCAGGUACGGAGCCCAAGGCUUAACCCUCAGUAAAAUAGUCCCUCACAUAUGUAAUCUUCUAGGAGAUCCCACCAGUCAGGUAUGUACAGCCUGUUUGUGUCCCACUCUGUUUGCUGUGUCAUGAAUGAGUUUAUUACGUUGCUGGCCAGGGAGAGAGAGAGCUCUAGCACAGACAAAGGAGUCGACUGCAGCAGCAUUUUACCAUAGGGACAUGGAGCCCCCUAGUGGCUGUACAGAGAUGUACAACCACAACAUAACAGUGCCAUCUGCUGGUGGAGGCUGGCGUAGUGUUUCUCUACACAAACUGUGUUUUAAGAGCAGUAAACAUAUCAAACUAGUAGUCUAAGAACGCUAAAAUGACCUUUGAACGUUACCCCUUGUUGUCCUCAGGUGAGAGACGCAGCUAUGGGCUGCCUAGUGGAGAUCUACAGACACGUGGGGGAAAGGGUGAGGAUGGACCUUAGCAAGAAGGGCCUACCACAGUCACGGUACGAUGGACCUUCUACCUCUGUCUGUCUGUCUGUCUGUCUGUCUGUCUGUCUGUCUGUCUGUCUGUCUGUCUGUCUGUUUCUCCUCUCUCUCUCUCUCUCUCUCUCUCUCACUCUCUCACUCUCCCUCUCUCGCAUUCUCCCCCCUCACUAUUCAUACUUCUUUCUCCCUCUUCCUCCCCCUCUCUUACUGUACCGAGUGUGUAAAUGGGUCAGGUAUAGUGCUGAUUCAGCAGCCUUCCCAGCACAAGGCUGUGUAUUAGGAAGUUAGGUUGUGAUCAUAGUGAAAAACACAGAAGUAGAAUAAUGCAAUUCUGUUUCUUUGGUAUAAAGGCCUAUACCAUUACCAUUUUGUAUAUGCAGAAUCUUUCAUAUUGAAGUGCUUAUUGUACACUUUCUCUGAACAGCCUACAUAACACUGUAGACCAGAACACUGUAGACCAGAACACUGUAGACCAGAACAAUGUGAAAGAGGUGUUGGUCUCAUGUAAAGGAAACCACCUAGGCUAAAUUAUCUGUUAAUGUCAAGUGUUAGAUGUGUUUCAUUCAAGCUUACUGUAUAACACUGACAAUGCAGAAUCUUUAAAUCAAAAGUGAAUGUCUCACUUUUCUGCAGUGUCUCCCUGAAAACUGAUAAUUUCAACAGGCCAUUAGUCCCUAGUGUCCAGCUAUCCACAUAAAGCCUCAUAGCCUCUGGCAGCCUCAGACCAUAACCCCAGAAUGGCUGUCUAGUGUCUUCUAUCAGUGGUCAUAAUCUACUGAUCGCUCUCAUCCAGCUCUGCCCUGGCCUGCAGUGUUUAAUAAAGAACACUCCACCAUAACCACUAGCUAGCUAGCUAGCUGCCCUUUCACUGUGGCUGUCAGACCUCCAAUUACCUUUCCCCUGUGAGAAGUGAAGCACCAUGGGUAAUAUAUAACGUUACCGCUGCCGCACCAGCCUGCCUGUGUCUGUGGAGUGGAUGUAGGGGAGGGAUUGAGUACAUGGUAGCCAGACGUCAGUCUUUAUUGAAUUAAUCCAUACACCAAUACACUUGUUAUUGGAUUAGACCGUCCGCUGUACUGUGAUGCCUCAUUGGAGAACAGCUGCUGAGGAGAGCUUGGACGCAGGCCUGCGAUAGGCUAAUCUUGGCCACAGAGGCUCUUGGGUUGCCCUUGAAGUCUCUCAGUGAUAUGAUACUAAGUGAUACCACAGUAUUUAAUCAUGAUGGUAGUGGGAGUGACCGGGACAUUUUUGAUGACUCAGCCUGGCCUCCAGCUAAGUGCCUGCAUUGUUGAGUGGGGAAGGGAAGCAGAUUGAUUCAUUCCCAUUUGUCUCUGUGGUUUGAGAAUUAAAGGGGAACAUCUGUUCUGACCGGGCCAUCUGUCUCUCUGAUCGUCCCCCCAUUUAGUUUACUGCUGCCAUUUUUGGUCCUGGUAUUGGUUAUCCUACCCACUCUUCAUUGUUUUUUAGCUGGUAUUACAAAACUAUUUCCCAGACCCAAAGGGAAGAGAUGCCUCUUUAUAAAGGGAACUUGAAGGGGCAGGGUUGGAAGAGGGGUAAGCUCAUUUGGUCUCCCUUUAGGAGUGCUUCCUCUGCUCAUGAUUAGAUUUGGUCUGGGGUGUAGGCCAGGGAGGGUGCUGAGGCUCUCUAGUGCCCACCUGUGCCCUCCUUCUGUCUAUAGGCACACUCUUAAUCCAGUUACUCCAAGAGAUCCAUGAGCAAUUAAAAUGGAGAUUAGUUAGAUCCAGUUAAAUACUAACUAAGCCUUCAUCUCCUUAUGUUCAGAGGAGAUUCCACCGGCCAAAAACCUUGUAUUUACAUUUUACAUUUUACAUUUUAGUCAUUUAGCAGACGCUCUUAUCCAGAGCGACUUACAGUUAGUGAGUACAUACAUAUAUAUUUUUUCAUACUGGCCCCCCGUGGGAUUCGAACCCACAACCCUGCCGUUGCAAGCGCCAUGCUCUACCAACUGAGCUUUGAAUAUGUCAAAGUCUUCCACAGUUAGAUAAAAUGAAUGUGAUUUAAAUUAACUGUCCAGUAAAAAUCUCACUUUUAAAAUUGAAAUAAGGUUUUACUCUGAUGAAUAUUUUUUAUGAUCGCUAUACGUCCACACCAUUCUGUUGGGGUACGACCACACCAGGGUUUCCGUUAGCCGGUAAUUGUCGUCUUUUGGCCGUAAAAAAAAUAUAAUGAAAAGCCGAUAAAUACAAUUGUUGCCGGCCAAAUUGACCGGGAGAAAAAACAAAGCACUUCAAACAAAAGACAAUAAAAAAAUGUAUACUCGUAAAUGAUGGUUAUGAAAUAAACCAAAACUUGUUUCUCAGAAUUGUAGCAGGUUGGGAACUCUACAAACAAUGUUUCUCUCAGAGAAUGAGAACGGUAAAUGACUAUAUGCCUAAUUAGUAAUACAAUGCACUAACAGAAAUUAAUGUAACCAAAUGAUGGGUAUUAACGGUUACGGUACAUUUACUACUUGUGACAUAUGUAAUGUGGAAUUUGUAAAAAUAAACAAUCAAAGAACAAACAAUUCACAUGAAACAAUGAAUGCGCAAAAUUGGCAGGAGACAGCUGAGUGGAUUCUGGAGCGCUGAGUGCAUGCAUUCUGGAGAGAGACAGGCCUCUGGGCUAUUUUCGCCACACACCCCUCCCUUUCUUCUUGUCUCAACAUUUUAAAUUAUACACAAGACACAUUAACUUCACACAUAUUUCAGAUGCUUUUAAAAAAAACUGACAGCCUCAACUCAAUAAUCAGCUAGGCCUUUUGCCACACACGCUGCCUAUGAAAGACUACCUCAAAUGCCAUUUCUCUCCUGUUCUAUUGGUUUUCAUAUCAACUUUCUUUCAUUGUCCAGAAGACAAAUGCACAAUCCUAGUCAUUAGCAACCCAUCCUAGUUGUUGCAUCUUUAAAUUCACCCUCUUUCUAUGUUUCUAGCUGAGAUUUUCAUCUCUGUCAUAUACCGCUUGCAUCAGGUGUUCUGUUUAGAAAUAUGUUUUCCCUUUUGCGAAUUGCAUUUUGGCAAAUGUUUGAAAAUUACAUUUUAUUGGCUGCUUCAUUACAGGAGUUGCAUGUUUUGUUAAGAUUAAUUACCGUAAUCUAAAUGUGAUUUCGGUCAUGCUGAGAACCGUGGGUGGACGCCCUAAUUGCCGAAAUUGUCGCAACCCCUAUUACUAGUCUGUUCAACCUCUCUUUCAUAACGUCUGAGAUCCCCAGAGAUUGGAAAGCUGCCACGGUCAUCCCCCUCUUCAAAGGGGGUGACACUCUAGAUCCAAACUGCUACAGACCUAUAUCCAUCCUGCCCUGCCUUUCGAAAGUAUUUGAAAGCCAAGUUAACAAACAGAUCACCGACCAUUUCGAAUACCACCGUACCUUCUCCGCUAUGCAAUCCGGUUUCUGAGCUGGUCAUGGGUGCACUUCAGCCACGCUCAUGGUCCUAAACGAUAUUAUAACCGCGAUUGAUAAUAGACAGUACUAUGCAGCCGUCUUCAUCGACCUGGCCAAGGCUUUCGACUCUGUCAACCACCGCAUUCUUAUUGGCAGACUAAAUAGCCUUGGUUUCUCAAAUGACUGCCUCGCCUGGUUCACCAACUACUUCUCAGAUAGAGUCGGAGGGCCUGUUGUCUGGACCUAUGGCAGUCUCUAUGGGGGUGCCACAGGGUUCAAUUCAUGGGCCGACACUUUUCUCUGUGUAUAUCAAUGAUGUCGCUCUUGCUGCUGGUGACUCUCAGAUCCACCUCUACGCAGACGACACCAUUUUGUAUACAUCUGGCCCUUCAUUGGACACUGUGUUAACAAACCUCCAAACGAGCUUUAAUGCCAUACAACACUCCUUCAGUAGCCUCCAACUGCUCUUAAACACUAGUAAAACUAAAUGCAUGCUUUUCAAUCGAACGCUGCUGGCACCCGCCCACCCGACUAGAAUCACCACUCUUGACGGGUCUGACCUAGAGUAUGUGGACAACUACAAAUACCUAGGUGUCUGGUUAGACUGUAAACUCUCCUUCCAGACUCACAUAAAGAAUCUCCAAUCCAAAGUUAAAUCUAGAAUCGGCUUCCUAUUUCGCAACAAAGCCUCCUUCACUCAUGCUGCCAAACAUGCCCUCGUAAAACGGACUAUCCUACCGAUCCUUGACUUCGGCGAUGUCAUUUACAAAAUAGCCUCCAACACUCUACUCAGCAAAUUGGAUGUAGUCUAUCACAGUGCCAUCCGUUUUGUCUCCAAAGCCCCAUACGCUACCCACCACUGUGACCUGUACGCUCUUGUUGGCUGGUCCUCACUACAUGUUCGUCGUCAAACCCACUGGCUCCAGGCCAUCUAUAAAUCACUGCUAGGCAAAUCCCCGCCUUAUCUUAGCUCAUUGGUCACCAUAGCAGCACCCACCCAUAGUCUGCGCUCCAGCAGGUACAGUGCCCUCCACUAUUAUUGGCACCCCUGUUUAAGAUGUGGUCGAGGACUUCCAAAAAUUCUCAUUUUUUUUUAAACAACAUAGAACCCAAAUGCAAAAAAAGAGAAAAAUCCAACCUUUUAUUUAAGUACAUUACUUUGGUGGUAAAAAAAAAAAUCACACAUUUAGAAAAGAAAAACUUGAAAUCAUGUGUCCCACAAUUAUUGGCACCCCUAACAAUUCCGCUGAAAAUUUUAAUUGAUUUUUUUAAAAAUAUAUUUUUCUGUAGUUGCUAAAGUUGGUCAGGGUAUCUAAUUAAUUUAAUUAGUAAUUCAUGACUUCCUGUUUCCCUGGGGUAUAAAUAUGACGUGACACAGAGGCCUAAUUCUCUUACCCAUUUGUCAACAUGGCAAAGACAAGAGAACACACCAUUCAAGUAAGGCAGAUUUGUGUCGACCUUCAUAAGUCAGGCAAUGGCUACAAGAAAAUAGCCACUCGCCUUAACUUGCCCGUAUCUACAGUCAGAGGAAUCAUUAAGAAGUUUAAAACAACUGGAACAGUGACAAACAAGGCUGGAAGAGGUCCCAUGUUUAUCUUGCCAAAACGCACAGUGAGGAGGAUGGUAAGAGAAGUAAAAAAAAAGUCCUAAGCUCACUGUCACAGAAUUGCAUCAAAGAGUGGCAUCUUGGGGUCACAAAGUCUCCAAAAUAACCAUCAGACGCUCUCUACAUGCCAACAAGCUGUUUGGGAGGCAUGCAAGGAAAAAGCCUUUUCUCACUAACACUCACAAACGUAAACGUCUGGAGUUUGCUAAGCGGCACUGGGACUUCAACUGGGAUCGUGUGCUUUGGUCAGAUGAGACUAAGAUUGAGCUUUUUGGCAACAAACACUCUAAGUGGGUCUGGCGUAAAACAAAAGAUGAGUAUGCCGAAAAGCACCUCAUGCCCACCGUGAAGUAUGGUGGAGGAUCUGUGAUGCUGUGGGCCUGUUUCUCUUCCAAAGGCCCUGGGAACCUUGUUAGGGUGCAUGGCAUUAUGAACGCUUUGAACUACCAGGACAUUUUAAAUAAAAACCUGAUGGCCUCUGCCAGAAAGCUGAAGAUGGGUCGUCAUUGGGUCUUUCAGCAGGAUAAUGAUCCAAAGCAUGUGGCAAAAUCUACACAAAAAUGGUUCAGCAGUCACAAUCUCAAGGUCCUCCCAUGGCCAUCUCAGUCCCCAGACCUCAACCCAAUCGAAAACCUGUGGGGCGAGCUAAAGAGGAGAGUGCAUAAGAGAGGACCCAGGACACUGGAUGAUCUAGAAAGAUUGUGCAAAGAAGAAUGGUCAAAGAUCCCUCUCUCUGUGUUCUCCAAUCUUGUGAAAUGUUAUAGGAGGAGAUUAAGUGCUGUAUUGUUGGCAAAAGGGGGUUGUACAAAGUAUUAACAUCAGGGGUGCCAAUAAUUGUGGGACACAUGAUUUCAAGUUUUUUUUUUUUUAUGUGUGAUUUUCUUUUUUUAUGUGUGAUUUUUUUUUUUACACCAAAGUAAUGUAUUUAAAUAAAAGGUUGGAUUUUUCUCUUUUUUUGCAUUUGGGUUCUAUGUUGUUUAAAAAAAAAAUGAGAAUUUUUGGAAGUCCUCGACCACAUCUUAAACAGGGGUGCCAAUAAUUGUGGAGGGCACUGUAUAUCUCACUGGUCAUUCCCAAAGCCAACACCUCCUUUGGCCGCCAUUCCUUCCAGUUCUCUGCUGCCAAUGACUGGAACGAAUUGCAAAAAUCUCUGAAGCUGGAGACUCUUAUCUCCCUCACUAACUUUAAGCAUCAGUUGUCAGAGCACCUUACCGAUCACUGCACCUGUACACAGCCCAUCUGAAAUUAGCCCACCCAACUACCUCAUCCCUAUAUUGUUAUUUAUUUUGCUCUUUUGCACCCCAGUAUCUCUAUUUGCACAUAAUCUCUUGCACAUCUAGCAUUCCAGUGUUAACACUAUUGUAAUUAUUUUGCACUAUAGCCUAUUUAUUGCCUUACCUCCAUAACUUGCUACAUUUGCACACACUGUAUAUAUAUUUUCUGUUGUAUUUUUGACUUUAUGUUUUUUACCCCAUAUGUAACUCUGUGUUGUUUUUAUCGCACUGCUUUGCUUUAUCUUGGCCAGGUCGCAGUUGUAAAUGAGAACUUGUUCUCAACUGGCUUACCUGGUUAAAUAAAGGUGAAAUAAAAAAAAUAUAUAAAAAAAAAUGUGUUGCACACGCAAUGCAUGAGUGUCCGGUAAAUUUUUGAAAUGGCCGAUAAAUUAAAAUCUUCCCGGUCCCGUUGUCUGGCGCCACAUGUUACUAACGGAAACCCUGGACCACACCAUUCCAACACAGAAAAGCUGCUUUUUAAGGUACUUAAUAAAUAAAAAUAGGAAGGAAAACUAUUUCAUUUAUAUUGUAAUUAAUUAUAGGUUAUAUUUCAUAGAAAUCUGGAAACACUGGACAGUUACUUUAAAUAACCUAUGUUGCGUACAGUGUGAGUGUCAUUCUAAUUCCGUCAAUUUAACGAACUGCCGUCUGUGGGAAAAGGGCUGGGGAUAUUGGCUUAGAACUGCUUGCGAUGCCCCUUUAUACUAUUCCAAGUAUACCAAACAUUAGGAACACCUUCCUAAUAUUGAGUUGCACCCCCCCCCCCCCAUUUGCCCUCAGAACAGCCUCAAUUUGUCAGGGCUUGGACUCCACAAGGUGUCGAAAGCGUUCCACCGGGAUGCUGGCCCAUAUUGACUCCAAUGCUUCCCACAGUUGUGUCAAGUUGGCUGGAUGUCUUUUGGGUGGAAAAACCCAGAUGCGUUGCAGUUCUUGACACAAACCGGUGCGCCUGGCAUACCAUACCCCGUUCAAAGACACUUAAAUAUUUUGUCUUGCCCAUUCACCUUCUGAAUGGCACACAUACACAAUCCAUGUCUCAAUUGUCUCAAGGCUUAAAAGUACUUCUUUAACUUGUCUCGUCCCCUUCAUCUACACUGAUUGAAGUGGAUUUAACAAGUGACAUCAAUAAGGGAUCAUAGCAUUCACCUGGUCAGUAUGUUAUGGAAAGAGCAGGUGUUCUUAAUGUUUGGUAUACUCAGUAUAUGUGUAUGUGAAUAUAAUGAGAGAUGCAAAUUGUGUAAAAUUGCAUUCGAAUGUAAAAGGAUUUAGCUGCCUACUAGACAAGUUCUUGUUAACUGUGUCUACGCAGCAUUUUCACUAAUUGACACCACAAGUUCCUGGCUCAUUUUAUCAGUGUAAUGCAGUGAUAAUAAACCCUACAUCUUUAGUACAUCAUACAGAUACAUUUUGUUGAUUUGAGAACUUUAGCUUAGAAAUGUGUGUGUUGUUAACAUUUGUUAGUUAAAGACCGCUUUCAACACAGCAGCUGAGCCAGUCCUGACAUAUUGAAGUUCUUCAGUCACUCUUCCUGUUUGAAUUGAUGUCUCUGGGAUAUUUAGAUAUUGUCAACGUGAUACGAUACGAUAUAUCGUCAUAAAUAACAUCCCGAUAUUUAACUGUAUUGAGUUUCUUCCCCCCAUCCCUAGUCUAUUAUUGGUCUAGUUUGGCUCGCCAUUCUUCUGAACAGGCCAGGGGGAAAUGUUCUCUCUGACAGGUAGAGAUCGAUACAGUCAGUUGAAUCAGCGAGUUUCAGCCAUUCAUCUUCCUGUCGCUCUCUGUUUCCUGACCUGUUUUCUCUCUUUUCUCUUCUCUUCCUUCCUUUCCUCUCCUCUUUAGGUUGAGUAUAACCUUCUGUAACUCUCCUCUUUAGGUUGAGUAUAACCUUCUGUAACUCUCCUCUUUAGGUUGAAUAUAACCUUCUGUAACUAUCCUCUUUAGGUUGAAUAUAACCUUCUGUAACUCUCCUCUUUAGGUUAAAUAUAACCUUCUGUAACUCUCCUCUUUAGGUUGAAUAUAACCUUCUGUAACUCUCCUCUUUAGGUUGAAUAUAACCUUCUGUAACUCUCCUCUUUAGGUUGAAUGUAACUCUCCUCUUUAGGUUGAAUAUAACCUUCUGUAACUAUCCUCUUUAGGUUGAAUAUAACCUUCUGUAACUCUCCUCUUUAGGUUGAAUAUAACCUUCUGUAACUAUCCUCUUUAGGUUGAAUAUAACCUUCUGUAACUAUCCUCUUUAGGUUGAAUAUAACCUUCUGUAACUCUCCUCUUUAGGUUGAAUAUAACCUUCUGUAACUAUCCUCUUUAGGUUGAAUAUAACCUUCUGUAACUCUCCUCUUUAGGUUGAAUAUAACCUUUGUUAACUCUCCUCUGCAGGUUGAAUAUAACAUUAUGUAACUAUCCUCUUUAGGUUGAAUAUAACCUUCUGUAACUAUCCUCUUUAGGUUGAAUGUAACCUUUGUUAACUCUCCUCUGCAGGUUGAGUAUAACCUUCUGUAACUAUCCUCUUUAGGUUGAAUAUAACCUUCUGUAACUCUCCUCUUUAGGUUGAAUAUAACCUUUGUUAACUCUCCUCUGCAGGUUGAAUAUAACAUUAUGUAACUAUCCUCUUUAGGUUGAAUAUAACCUUCUGUAACUCUCCUCUUUAGGUUGAAUAUAACCUUCGUUAACUCUCCUCUGCAGGUUGAAUAUAACCUUCUGUAACUCUCCUCUGCAGGUUGAAUGUAAUCUUCAGCAGAUUUGAUGAAGUCCAAAGAUCUGGGAACAUGAUCCCAUCCUCAGGUUCA